AUGAUCAUGCUUAUCAAAAGCGCAGUCGCUGCCUGUUUAGCCACCACUGCCCUGGCCGAAACCCAGUUGGGAUUUUGCUAUGGCUCCCAGAACGAAGAUUGGUCAUGCAGGGGCUACGAAGACUUCAAGCGGUACUUCGAGAAUGCGAAGACUCUAGCUUCCGCUGAAGGGAAGCAAUUCACAUCAGCUCGCCUCUACACCUCCAUCCAGUGCGGCACCACGAACGACCCGAUCUCGGCGUACAAGGCCGCUAUCGAUACCGAUACCAAGAUUCUCGUCGGCCGGUGGGCCAGCGCCUGUGAUGAAUCCUACAGCCAUGAGCUGGAAUCUCUUCUGAGCGCUUCUUUUCAGUACGGCAAGGCUUUCACCGAUCUGGUUGUCGGCAUCUCCGUCGGUUCAGAAGAUUUAUACCGAAAGACCUCAGCCGGUAACGAACAGGGCGCCACCGCUGGGGAUAUUGUUAAAUAUAUCGGAGAGCUCCGGUACGUGAUCCAUAAUGAAAUCAAUGCAUUGGAGAACAUACCCGUUGGCCACGUCGACACCUACACUGCUUGGAUCCGUCCCGAAAAUGCUCUUGUUGUCGAUGCCGUCGACUGGCUUGGGCAUAAAUCCUUCCCCUACUGGGAGUCCAACGAGUCCAACGCUAUUGAAAACGCCCCCAACCUGUUCUGGUCUGCCCUUGAAAAGACAAGGAGCUCUGCACGUGGCAAGGACGUCUGGGUCACUGAAACUGGAUGGCCGCAUGCUGGCCCCCUUUCAGGCGCUGCCGUUGCUUCUGUCGAAAACGCCCAUUUGUAUUGGAGCAAUGUUGGUUGCGCCCUCUUUGAACAGGAAGUCAAUGUCUGGUGGUACAUUCUGGUCGAUUCCAAUGCCAACCAGCGCGAGGUCGAGUUUGGUCUUACAAAGACUGGUGAUGUCUCGAAGCCUGUCUUUGACCUGAAAUGUAACGAAACUCGUCGGGUUUAA
Messenger RNA from Colletotrichum orchidophilum, 966 nucleotides. RefSeq names its product GPI-anchored cell wall beta-1,3-endoglucanase EglC. Bases 1 to 966 code for a protein of 321 amino acids. Lineage: Eukaryota; Fungi; Ascomycota; Sordariomycetes; Glomerellales; Glomerellaceae. Gene Ontology annotation, molecular function: glucan endo-1,3-beta-D-glucosidase activity; 1,3-beta-glucanosyltransferase activity. The transcript is spliced from 2 exons. The record is from RefSeq and is a predicted model, not a curated record. Gene Ontology annotation, cellular component: fungal-type cell wall; cell surface; extracellular region. Gene Ontology annotation, biological process: cell wall organization.